Molecule: messenger RNA, 1761 nt
Organism: Moesziomyces antarcticus
Lineage: Eukaryota; Fungi; Basidiomycota; Ustilaginomycetes; Ustilaginales; Ustilaginaceae
Exons: 1
Coding region: 1-1761 (586 amino acids)
Biological process (GO): regulation of DNA-templated transcription
Molecular function (GO): sequence-specific DNA binding; zinc ion binding
Source: RefSeq, a predicted model, not a curated record
AUGGCCGCCUCCACCCCGCUCAUCAACUCGCCCCACAUCGACCUCGGCCGCCACACGGAUUUGCCCUUCAUGUCGCGUCCCAAGCGUUCCGAUUCCAUUCCCUACGACGGUGGCGCCGCCUCUCGUGCCCACUACGACCACCAUCCACCCGGCCGCUUCCGUCCCGGCAUUGCGCCCGACUCCGGCGACGACUCCACUUUCAUCCCCACCUCGUUGGGCGAACAUCUCUUGGAGCAGACCUACCUCGACGACGUCGUCCGUCCGCUCGUCCGCGCCUUGGUCAAGGCACGCAUGACCUACACAAACAACUCUGAAGGCGCUGCCGAAAGCUCCCAGGUCUACGCCGACUUGGACAAGCUCCGCAGGGAGCUCGAGCGCUCGGCACAGCGCGCACGCCAUGCCGAGCAGGAGCGCGAUGAUCUCGCACGCCGUCUCGACCUCGCAGGCGUUCCCAACGCUCCCUUGCGCGAUCGCACCGACCGCUUCCCCGACCACGCCGCCCCCGCAGAGCCUGGCCAUGCUCCCAGGAUCCCGCCACAGCCUGCUCCGUCCAUGAUCGGCAUCAAGCGACCCCGUCCCAGCGAGGCCGAGCCGCCACUUCGCAACGCCUACGAGCCACGCUCCAGCGCGCCCGGAUCCACAGGCGUCUCGGUCAGCGUACCCCACGGUGAGGGAUCCGCCUCGAUCACCGUCACCACCGAGGGUCCCUCCGGCCCGCCCAUCAGUCUCGUCUCGCGUCCUCACCACGCGCCUCUGGCCGAGCAGAUGUCGCCACCGUCGUCGUACGCGCAUCCUGGCGCCGCGCGCCUUCGUGCGUAUCCCGAUGCGCAUCACGACGCCCACGACGCCGAGCCGAGGCACCUGACGCGCAUGCCGCUCACCAAUGCAGCCGUCGAAGCCGAGUACGCCUAUGCCGACGAGCGCGACCGCGCCGAUCGGUACGCCAUGGCGCCCGCCUCGUCCGCACAUCGCCCGGGCAUGCCAGCGCGCUACGCAGGCAUGGGCGCGCGCUCGCCGCCGCCGCCGAGCAGCUCCUACCUCACCUCGAGCAGCGAGAGGUCGUCGAUGCCCGCGCUCACCACCUACCCGUCCACGUCGUCCGCCAGCUCGUACAGCGCCACGCAGUACUCGUCUUCGCAUCCGUACGACCACGAGAUGGACGAGAUGGAGCGCUCGCGCAAGCUCGCGCGGCUGCGUGGCGAUCCGCACGACCACGCCUCGCUGCCGCCGGGUCGCGCCAUGGGCACGCCCGGCGGCUACUUUACGCCCUCAGACGCCGGCAGCUACCCGGUGCGCAAGCUCGCCAGCACCAAGAACCGCACGUGCUCCAACUGCGCCGCGCCGCACGACGCCAAGUUCCGCCGCGGACCCAACGGGCCGGGCACGCUGUGCGACCGCUGCGGCUCGCGAUGGAAGAAGUUCAAGGAGCAGGAGAGCGCCAACAAGCGCGAGCACGACGCGGUGCACCACGCCUCGUCGGCGGCCGCAGCCGCCUCGGCAGGCGCCGCCGCACACGCUCGCCUCAGCUCGGCCAGCUCGAGCUCGCAGUCGCCCAUGGAGCCCAGCAGUGGCCCAUCGGGCGCGGUCGACGGCGGCGCACGUGCUAGCGACGGCGACCUCGCUCAGAGCGCCGACAGCGUCAACGGCCGCACGCGCCGCGACGCGAGUGCAGCAGCCAUUUCGCCGUCGGACGCCAACGCUGCCUCGCCGGCUCGCGAGCGCGAACGCAGCGCCAGCGUCGACCAGCUGGUCGACGAGUGA